Molecule: messenger RNA, 1401 nt
Organism: Diaporthe amygdali
Lineage: Eukaryota; Fungi; Ascomycota; Sordariomycetes; Diaporthales; Diaporthaceae
Exons: 4
Coding region: 1-1401 (466 amino acids)
Source: RefSeq, a predicted model, not a curated record
AUGUCUCAGCUACCUCCCGGCACCACAGGCGAUGCUGUUGGCGUUCUAUUGUACACUUUUAUAUGCCUGCUUGCAAACGUCCUGGUCUUGUGGCUAGUGUGGGUACAUCGCGAGCGGACCAGCUAUGUCGCCCUCAUCGGGUACUUCACAUUGCUUUGCACCAUAAGUAGUAUAGUACAACAGAUUUACAACUAUGAGCUAUGGGAGGACCUCAUGUGGGAUCAGUUACGCUAUAUUAAGGCACACCCAGGCAACGCCGAUGUGAUCUUCAAUAAUGGCAAUUUUGGGUUCAUGAGGGCGCUCGCUAAUAUCCGGCUGUUUUGCUACAUCAUCGAGUCGACUUAUAUGCUCUCCUUCUCCAUCCAAAUAGCUGGAUCAGUGUACGGCUACUGGGUGACACAUCGCCGUGCUGAGCGCCAGAACGAGCUCAUCAGCAAACUGGUGCCGAUUUUCCCCACAGCCCUUACGAUCGGUCUUCUACAGGCCCCUGCUGUGCAUCGAAGCUUUUUGACAUACAUGUUUAUCGCCAACGCCCAGUCUGUGUUUUGCUGUGCGUCAAGCAUGAUCCUGCUGAUCGUCAUUCUCAUCAAGUAUGUCAACACUAAGCGACAACUCGAGAGUUGGCGGGCAUGGUACGCUCGGAAACGGAAAGGCCUCCGGUCUAGCAGCGGGAACAUCAACUAUCCAAGGCCACGACACAUUGGCAGUGACACCACACGGGAAGGAAAUUUCUAUGGGCAGGUACCAGAUCACAGCCAGUCCUCGUCGUCAUCUUCAUCAUCCUGGGCUCAGAAAGUACACCAAGGCGCGCCAGCCAUUUACGACAGCUGGCUUGUGACGCGGCUGGCAAUACUGACGGUCAUGCUGAGCGGCUUCAUCCUGGCCAGCGUGCUCACACACCUGCCUCAAAAGGACGACGUCGAGCGUGAUGCCCAGGCCAGCGAGCCUGACCUAUCGUCCAGUCGGGCUAGCUCCAACAUAGUAGGCUACAUGCCCGGCGUCACGCCCGGUCUCGUGCUACUCAUCGUGUUUGGCACAACCCGACCGCUCAGGAUGACCAUGUACGAGCGUUUCGUGCCGAAAAGGCUGAGGAUUAGACGCCAGCAGGGCAGCCAGCGCCCGUCGACACCGCCGCAGUGGGUGGAAGGCCAGGUGGACCACCCAUAUUCGGCGAUCCCGUUGCAGAGUCCGCCAUUUGCACACCAGAGUUCCAAAUCGCUACCGCAGAGCACGCGCCCGCUGCCGGAUGGGCCAAAGAGCAAACUGAGUUUGCGUGUCGAUGGGACAACCGCGGGAAGUGGUGUAAAUUUGCAUGGGGGCGUGGUGACAAAUGCGGCUGGUGAUGAGUGGACGGUCUCUCCCCUAAUGGAGCACGAGAUGUACCAUGGCAACUGGAGGUAG